Molecule: messenger RNA, 3882 nt
Organism: Closterium sp. NIES-65
Lineage: Eukaryota; Viridiplantae; Streptophyta; Zygnematophyceae; Desmidiales; Closteriaceae
Source: the annotation of a GenBank genome assembly
AUGGCCGUCCAUCUUUCCGCGUCGGCAGUAGCGCUGGCACCACCUCCCUCCUCCGCCACUUCCUCCCCCUUCCCGCGCACGCCUGCAUCCGUUCCGCACAAUCCCGCCCCUCAUCCGCGCUUACCCGCGCGUUCCCUGCAUCCGUCCGACAAGAUCGCCGCUCUCCGCCGCUGCCGGUCGUUCUCCUUCCCCGUGCCAGCUUCCGCGCCCCCGUCCCGCGCUGGUAGCCGCUGUUGCGCCGCGCAUGGAUCCGCGGAAGGAGGCCCAGGGGAAGCUGGGGUGGAGAUACAGCGAGCGGAAGGGGGGGUAACACCUAGAGCAGAAGGGGAAGCUGGGACGGGAACACAAGGAGCGGAAGGGGCACCUGGGGUGAGUACUCAAGGAGCGGAAGGGGAGCAACAGGGAGAGGAACGGCGGCCACCAAGCGGAGAAGAAGAUAGACCCGCCGAAGCUGCUGAUCUCUACCUGUCACGUGAUCGGGGUGUGGUGAGAAUGCCUGAAGUUGGAGCAUAUGUGGGAAACGCAGCACGUGAGGCAGGAGCAGCUGAGAAUUCCCUGCCACGUGAACGGGGUGUGCUGGGAAUGCCUGACGGUGGAGCGCACAUGGGAAAUACAGCACGCGAAGGAUUGAACACCAGGCUUGCCUGUACUGGCAAGUCGGUGCUGCAGGCUGUGUGCAGUGCGGUGCUGAGCGGUUCGCUGGUUCUGAGUCCUCUUCCUGGUCUCUCUGACCAUCACCCAUCCAUGUAUCUCGGUAGCACGGAGGGGAGUACACGCAGCAUGGCAUUCAGCAGCAGCGGGAGAUACACAUUCGCGUUCAACGGCCGGGAUAGCAUCGUAGCACCGUUGCUUGCAUUCAACGGCCAGGAUGACAGCAUACCAUCUCUAACCGACACAACGAUCACGUCUGGGAGCAUCGCUCCCUCCAUCAGUGUUCCUCCCUCCACCAGCAUUGCUCCUUCUGUCACCUAUCCAACUUUCCUUCCUUACCAGGGAGGUGGGGUUUUCCUGUCAGGGUCACCUCCGGUCGCCUAUACAGCUUUGUCUGUGCCAGAAAAGGGGGGGGCAGCUCCCGUGUUUCCUUCACUGGAGCAGCUUCUAGCCGAGCAGCUGGCGCAGAGGUACGUGCCAUGUAUUGGGGUGAAGAGGAGCACGUGCGAGGGAGCAGGUGGAGGACAGCAACCGCUGCUCCAGCGCGCACGUCCUCCUUCAACCCGUCCGUUUCCUUCACUGGAGCAGCUCGUAGCAGCGCUGGAGCAGCUGGCGCAGAGGUUCCGUGUGAUGUCAGACGGUGAACUGGUGGGGUUCUUCCAGCAGCUGCUCACUGCUGCGCGCCACACAGGGGUGGAGGGCGGGCAGCAGCAAAACGGGCAGCAGCAGCAGCUGGGCGGGCAGCAGGGACAGCAGGGAGCAGCAGCAGGGUUUCCCCAAGGGAAGCACCAGGAGUCAGCAGAUUCAGAUGGGCUUCCCUCGUCCGGAAACCCUGUCUUUGGUGUUUCAAACAUACCCUCUCCCCCUCCUCCUCCUCCUCCUCCUCCUCCUCCUCCUCCUCCUCCUCCUCCUCCUCCUCCUCCUCCUCCUCCUCCUCCUCCUCCUCUUCUCGAGCCACCCUUACAGGGGGAGGUAGGGGUUGAGAUGAGAGUGGAAGGGAUUGAGAGCACAGAGGAAGGGUUAGGAAUUGGCGGAGUGAGCUCAAGCCAAAUAGGGGAGAGGCCACUAGGGGAUGCUACUGUGCAAGCACGUAUGGAGGGUCAGAAUCGGAUAGGGGAGGACGGGGAUGGGAGGGGAGACGAUGGGAUGUUGAGCGGAAUUGAGAACCAAGGUCUGCAGCUUUUCUCUGCGGUUCAGGGUCAGAUGGAAUGGUUCCAGGGUCAAGUAGAGCGGUUGCAGCAGCAGAUAGAGCGGUUUCAGCAGCAGGACACCCCGCUUGGGAUAAAAGCAGGGAAGGUGGUGGCGGCAGCGGCGGCUGUGGGGUUUACAGCAGCAGCUGGAGUGGUGGCUUUAAGGGUUCCGGAUGGGUGGGAGGAGGAGAUGGGGGAUGGGAGUUGGAAGAGGGAGAAAGAAGUGGUUGAGAAGGGUGGAAGCUGGAUGGUUGGGAGUGGGAGUGCAGGGAAGGGAGAUGAGGUGGAGGGGAGUGAGGGGAGGGAUGGAAGAGAAGAGAAGAAGGAGGAUAAGGACGAGAAGCUGUUGCUGCAGCAGAAGCAAGAGGUAGAGCAAAGGCUGGAGCAGCGAAAGGAGAAGGAGAAGGAUCAGGAGGAGCAGGAUAAGGGACAGGAGCAGGAGCGGAGAGGGGAAGGUGGGAGGGAGAGAGGGGGAGCAGUUAGGGGAGCAGAGGUGGGGGUUAUUGUGGACACAGAGGAGUGUGGUGUUCCUGGGGGGAGGAGGAAGGGCGUGACAGGGGAGUUGGAAGGGAGUGAAGGGGCUGGUGAGGGGUGGAGAGGGGUGCGGAGGAGGAGGUGGGUGGGGUUGUUGGGUGGGGAUGAGGAGGACGAGGAGGGAGGGUGGGAGGAGAGAGGGGUGGCAAGGGGUGCGGUUGCUGGUUCUUGGAGUGAUUUGGUGGUGCCUAAAAACACACACAAGGGGAUGGGCGAGGGAGAGAGGUCUGCGCCUGCACACAUGUACAAGGGGGGGGAUGAGAAGGGAGAAAGUGAGGGAGAAGGGACGGGAGAAGCUGCUGGUGGUGGUGCUGCCGCUGGUUUUGGUGGUGCAGGUAACGUGGCUACAGUGGAUACUGCAAUCGGUAGCAAGGAAGCCACAGAGGCAGAAGCAGCAUCGAUCAAGGAGGCAGCAGAGGCAGCAGAGGCAGCAGAGGAGGAAGCAACAGGAGCAUCGAGCAAGGAGGUAGCAGUGUUUACAGGGAAAGAGAGAGAGAGCAUGGCAAACACCUCAAUUGCCCCUGCUGCUCAUUCUCCUGCUGUCCCUGCUUUCCCUGCUGCCCCUGCUGCCCCUGCUUCCCCUGCUGCCCCUGCUUACCCUACUGCCCCUGCUUACCCUGCUGCUCAUACUCCGCUGUCAGUGAGAGAUACGCCACGACCCAAAGAAGCAGGAGAGAGGGCUCUGGCAGGAAACAGGGCUGUAUCAGGAGAAAGUACAGCAGCAGAAGGCAGGGCUGCAGUAGGGGAGUUGGCUGAGGCGAACGAUAGGGCUGUAUCAGGGAAAAGGACUGUAGCAGAAGGUAGGGCUGUAGCAGGAGAGAGGGCUGUAGCAGGAGAGAGGGCUGUAGCAGAAGGUAGGGCUGUAGCAGAUAAUUGGGCCGUAUCUGGAGGAAGGGCUGCAACAGGAAGGGAGGUGCCGGAUUCAGCAAUGGACACUAGCAUGGACCGAGUGUUCAGAAGAAACGGGCGGUGGGAGGUGGAGGCUUCUGGGGGAGGUAGAUCUGGUCAGUUUGAUGCAGGGAAGACUGCUUUACAGGAGGAAGAGGAGGGGUAUGGAUGGGAGAGGGGGAGGAGAGGGAGGGAGGCACGAUGGAAGGUGGGAGGAGAGAUGAGGGAGGUGAGAGAGGGGGAUUUGACUGAUUGGGAGGUGCAAGAUGAGUGGAGGGUGGGAGGAAGACGAGGGAAGCAAGGUGAUAUGGAAGGUUGGGAAGGGAAAGUGGGGGAAGAAAAGAGGAAUGGAGGAGAUUUUCAUGGGUCGGAUACUGCUGGCUCAAAGAGGAUUGCACAUUCGGAAAAUAAGGGCGUCCAUGAGGAAGGUCCUCUGACAAGGAGGCGUGGUUGGCACAGCGGGAAGGAACAAAUUCUGAGUGAACAUAAUUUUAGAGGUAGAAAGGGAGGUUAUGUGCGAAAUAGCGCGAGUUUAGAUGUGAUGGAGCAUAGAGGAGACGUCUGGGUGAGAGGGAAGGAUGGUGUGUAUGAAAAAAAGAGCUUUAAGGAUGUGGAAUGA